AUGUAUUGUUAAAUCUGCUUCAUUGACAAACUGUUGAUUAGACCUGGAGAUUGUUCUCAUGAAUUUUGCAAGUAAACAUACUUAAAUCAAAAGAGAAUGCAUCAUCACGUAUUUAAAAGAAGCAAUUAACACUGGAAGUGUAUUUAAGAUAACUUGUCCUUCCUGCAGUAUGGAAUACAACGCCUUAAUAAUUAAGCAAUUUUGCGAAGACUUAUAUCCUAAAUAUUUAGAAUUAAAGCAAAAGGCUAUAAUUACUUGUUCUGUACUUGAAAUACUCAUUCCAUUAGGUAUGCAAAGAGAAUUUAAAAACUCAUAACUGCGGUUCAAAUGUUUGCAAAAAAUGUGGUGAAAUACACGAUGGAGAGUGUAGUUAAAGAUGCCCUAAUUGUUUGAUCCCCAUAGAAAAAAUUAGCGGAUGUAAUCAUAUGGUUUGUAAAUGUAAAUAUGAAUUUUGUUGGAUUUGCAAAGGGAAAUUUAAUAGAUAUCAUUAUCGAUUAUGGAACUUAUUUGGAUGUCCAAGUAAUAUAUGCAUUUAUUAAUUUAAGUUCCUGGUUCUAUGAUGAAGAAUGUUAAACCAUUGCGACAUCCAACUUUAUUGCGAUAUAUAAUGGUGUUACCUAAGAUCAUGGCAUUCAUUCUUAUAUUUUGUAUCUUACUCUUAAUAUAUCCUUUUUUUUGUUUUAUUUUGACAUUUAAAUACCAUUACCAAUAAUUUACAAUAAAUAAGUAAUCAAUUAAAUAUAUCCUAAUUAGAUAUAGACUAUUGUUGGUAUUCCUAUUUCCAUUGACUUACUUGAUGCAUUUUUUUUAUAAAGGAAUAUUUGCAGUGUAGAAAAAAUUACAUUCUCUUAGUUGA
Messenger RNA from Paramecium octaurelia, 856 nucleotides. The record is from the annotation of a GenBank genome assembly. Lineage: Eukaryota; Ciliophora; Oligohymenophorea; Peniculida; Parameciidae.